Molecule: messenger RNA, 1257 nt
Organism: Aspergillus versicolor CBS 583.65
Lineage: Eukaryota; Fungi; Ascomycota; Eurotiomycetes; Eurotiales; Aspergillaceae
Exons: 2
Coding region: 1-1257 (418 amino acids)
Source: RefSeq, a predicted model, not a curated record
AUGGAUCGAAUCCAUCCUGAUGAAAAGAAAUGCCAAGAGCACUUUGCCGUCUGGCUCCAGGUACUCUCGCAACAACUACCUGUAUUGGCGUUGCGACUAACGAGUCAAUGUUGGCCUGGUUACGCUGUAACCGAAGUCUCAAACCUAACGACCAGCUCCUCCACUGCACGUUGCUCUGUGACGUUCGAGGAUGCAACCCGUGUACUUCUCUGGUUUCCCUUUCCCGGCGGUAGCCACAUGUGCGCUGAGAAGUUAAGCAACGAGGUAUCUGUAAUGAGAUACCUUGCGCGAACAACGAUAAUCCCCGUCCCCACUGUCUUUGGAGCCGGGACCUGGGAAUGCGGUCCAUAUAUUAUUACCGACUUCAUCGAAGGAAUUCCACUAUCUAAGCGCCUGAAGCCCAGCCUUCCCAGCGCCAAACGCGAUCUCGAACGGGCUUAUCACUGUAUAUCCCAGGUCAUGCUGGAGCUCUCUAAACAAACAUUUCCAAGGAUUGGAGCCCUCGUGCAGAGCUCGGACGGCAAAGCCCUUGCUGCCAAAAUUGAAGAUUUAGUCCAAGCCGACAAUACCCCCCACGGCCCAAUUCUUAGCAAGACUUUUGCCAACGCGUCCGAAUAUUUUACAGACAUAGCCACCCAACAGGUCCGCCAUCUGCGUUACCAGUGUCACAAAGGCCUGCUUGAAAACCAUCACUUGAGAGAGAAAUACAUAGCCCGGUGCAUGUUCCGGCGCAUAGCACGCUCGCUGGAAACAGAACCUGGCCCGUUCCGGCUAUACUGUGACGAUCUCGGCCCGUCGAGUGUUUUCGUCUUGUCUGGUGAAAAUGUGGACUUUAGCGUUACGGCUGUUACCAACUGGGAAUCCACUUACGUCGCUCCUAAUGAAUUCACCUACACCCUACCGUGGUGGUUACUCUUCCAAGCCCCGCAGGGGUGGGAAGAAGAUUUACGUCGGUUUAAGAGUAGAUGCAACCCUUGUCUUGACACAUUCCUUCGGGUUCUUAGAACCUGCGAGGAUAGAGAGAUACAUAAGGGGGAAUUAGAAGCAUCGCAGUGCCUGUCAAAUCGAAUGGCUGACUCGUUGGACAAUGGACUAUUUUGGUUUUGCCUUGCUGCGAGGAGAACCUCGUUACUCGAUGAUAUAUAUUGGACCUUUCUUGAUGAGAGGUACUUUGGACCGCUGGGGUCUUUAGACGACCGCCUCGAACUUUUGUCAGUUGACGAGGUACAGGAGCUAAAUCGGCUUUGUGGGGACUGA